AUGGCGGCUGCAGCCCGCUGCCUCUCCCUGCUGCUCCUGUGCACCUGUGUGGCUCUGUUGCUGCGGCCACCGCAGGCUGCCCAGGGGGCCCCGCUGGAGCCUGUCUACCCAGGGGACAACGCCACACCAGAGCAGAUGGCCCAGUAUGCGGCUGAACUCCGCCGAUACAUCAACAUGCUGACCAGGCCCAGGUAUGGAAAGAGAGACAGAGUGGACGCCAUGGACUUGGACUGGGGUUCUCCCCACGCAGCUGGCCUCAGGGAGCUCGGCCCGACAGACCUGUGA
This is a messenger RNA of Ochotona curzoniae (black-lipped pika), 285 nucleotides long. RefSeq names its product pancreatic polypeptide (gene PPY). Gene Ontology annotation, cellular component: extracellular region. The record is from RefSeq and is a predicted model, not a curated record. Lineage: Eukaryota; Metazoa; Chordata; Mammalia; Lagomorpha; Ochotonidae. Gene Ontology annotation, molecular function: neuropeptide hormone activity; neuropeptide Y receptor binding. The transcript is spliced from 3 exons. Gene Ontology annotation, biological process: feeding behavior; neuropeptide signaling pathway. Bases 1 to 285 code for a protein of 94 amino acids.